Bombus terrestris (buff-tailed bumblebee) is the source of this 7907-nucleotide messenger RNA. RefSeq lists its product as uncharacterized. Gene Ontology annotation, cellular component: signaling receptor complex. Gene Ontology annotation, biological process: protein phosphorylation; cell surface receptor protein tyrosine kinase signaling pathway; multicellular organism development. The record is from RefSeq and is a predicted model, not a curated record. The transcript is spliced from 8 exons. The coding region runs from base 577 to 6021 and encodes 1814 amino acids. Lineage: Eukaryota; Metazoa; Arthropoda; Insecta; Hymenoptera; Apidae. Gene Ontology annotation, molecular function: transmembrane receptor protein tyrosine kinase activity; ATP binding.
CGUCCGAGCAGGCCGUAUUCAAUUAGGCAUACGCGAGUGACAGUCGACGAGUGUGUAAUGUCCGUCGACUGACAGCCCUUCGUGUGUCACGAAUCGAGGGGGAUGAGAUCGGACGAAGAGGAUUCGUAAAGUUUCACCGACCUCGAGUUUCUCAUCCGUGAACGGUGCACUCGUUUCGCACGCGGAUUCUGUCCUAUGCGCAGUAAUUAUGACAGUUCGUUCGAUCUGCGCACUUAUCGAUUACGCGCCCUCAAAGGGCCAACUUUGCGUCGCUCGAGGUUAAAAUGCGCGGGAAAAAUGCGCAAAUCGUAACGAAUUGACGCUUUCGUAUAUUAUAUGUAAUCGUGUCUCGUCUACGUAUAGUCGCGUUCGUUUGGGUUUGAAUAAUAUGCGAGGAUUGACGGCCGGUACGCGAUUCCGGCAUUCGAACUUCCCGCUUCGAGCGCUCGAUAAUUUCGAGCUUUCCUCUUCGAAGCGCCGAUUCUCGCGGCUCGUGAAAAUGUGAUCGAACGGCAUACCCUGUGUCGCGCGACGGAUUUUUCGUGCCCGGUAAGCGCAAAUCUUUUUUCUAUCAAAAUGACGGUGAACCGAUCGGUGAUAAUAAUGGUGUUGAUGCUGGUGACGAGCGUAAUUGUUUUGGUUCAUACGAAGGACGUGACGACACUGGAGUACGACGAUCUUCUUCCGGUGAACGAGACCAACGCCCGGCACCGAGUCCAUACAGAUUCCUCGAUCGGCGAUCAUCGUCAGGGUCGCAUGUCCCUUCAAGCCGAGCUACCGUCGUCGAAGGCGAAGAGGGAGCAGGCGCUUCGCAGCAUCCUUGCGGCGAGAAGACGACAGAUCUUCAGCCAACGGCCGAUCGAAUCUCGGAAUCUGAACCGCACACCAAGACCAUUCGACGCGUCCGCGAAAGAUUCGCCGGAUGUUCUCGAGGCUCAAGAGACGAGGCAUGGAAUGUACGUAACCGCACCAGCUACCAUUAAACAGGACGAAGAAACAGCAAGUAGGAUCAUCGUGUCAGAAUUGUCGAGCAAAGAUGUGGACAUCGAAUUCGUAUCGAAGGACGUAGAAGGCAAACAAACAAUCGAUCAAAGUUCAACAAAACUGAGCAACGAGAAUCUCACUGUCUCUGCUAUCGAAGAUAAACCAAUCUCUAGUAACCUCAAAAGCAACCAUUCGAUUAAUCAAAGAAAUUCCUCUUCGUCAUCCUCAACGACUGUCAUCGUAAAUACACACAAAGCUUCCGAUACGGAAGUUCGUAAAAAGAACAUUGUCUCUAUGCCAGAAUCUUUGUAUAAUUACUUUAGACCGGUAGAAAGUAAUAUACCUGUAGAAGACAUGUCACAGUUUCUAUAUUUUGGCCAAAAAAUUCAACCAGAGACGCAGAAUACAACUGGGAACAAUUCGGUUGAAUCUACGCCAACCGUGCCAACUGUACCCAGUUCUCGAAGAAGGUAUUCCAUGAAGAGAUUCAGUGCUACGACGUCUGUACCAGUGCCCAAGUUGGAAGAGAUUAUUAAUGAAGAGAUGAAUAUAGCCGUAGAAAGACAGACGGUCGAAAAGAAUAAGAUCUCGAAGAUUAAGAACGCGUUUAGAAGCGCGGAAAAUGGCGUUUACUACAGGAAGGCUAGGCCAACGGAGGGGGCGAUCGUUUCGAAUAUGAUCGCAGUGAAGGAGGCAGGAAACGGCACCGAGGCUAGAACAAACUCUGGAGAUAAAUUUCGCGACAAUAACUCGUCCGCUCACGCUGACGCUGCGGACCAGCUGCGGCGCGAGAGAGGAAGUGCUGCAACCCACGUGGCCGUUGAAACGAGGAAUGCGACCAACUCGACCCAGAUACCGUACGCGCAGCCCGUUUCCGCGAACAUGUACGGCCAGACCGAAAGUGAAAUCAGUUUUAAGGAUCAUCCUGCGGAUACAAACGAAUCCAAAACUGCUUCCACAACGUUGAACCGAGUGGAGCAUACGAAGGCAAUAAAGAGUUACACACGAAGAAGGAAGAACAAUAAUUUGUCCGUGAACACCAGUACCGAAAACGAAUCCGCAUUUGAAUAUGAGAAUCCUCCAGAGACUACAGAUACAGAAAUGUAUGGAGAGCAGACGGAGAAAAAGAUACGAAGGAUCGAUGUAUACAACAUAAACGAUCACCCAGAUAUCUUUAAAACGGAAGAACCGCAAGCGGACCAAGUACACGUGACUAAUUCCCGCGAGAGUAAUAACAUCGAGACUUCGACUUCCAGAGACAAGAUCGGUCGAUCGACCACCGAGCCAUUUCGGAUCGUUUGGGCGUCUCCUGAGACGUCCACCCUGCGGAUCAUCGUAACCGAGGGGAGUUUAGAAGAGAGUUUCGCGAUCGGCGCAGAUGCUGCGGAGAAAUAUACCGUUAAACCGGUCGAUUCUACGAUGGAACGAGUUCGCAGCUUGGCUUCCGGCGAUGUUCCAGCUGCGGACGCGGUUGCAUCAAGCACGACGAUCGCGUCUACGAGUUGGUCCGCAAGCAACGUUCAGUCAGGCGCGUUUACGAUCGAGCCGGUGUUAGUUCGGUCCAAGUCUCGACAUUGGGAACAGAAACAGCAGCAGCUGGAAGGAAGCAGCAAGGUAGAGCACGAGGGGAAUCAGGAUCCGCAUCGACAUCAGCGGCAGGAACAACAACAGCAGCAGCAGCACGUGUACGCUUACACGAUAACGAACGUGACGCGGCUAUUGCGCAACUACACCGGACCUGGGUUAAGCAGAGAGGAACAAGGAGGUCCAGAGCGGAGCACCGGUACGACCGAGAUAACGACCGGAUCAGCGCAGCGGCGUCAGCCACCGCCGCUGUCUCUUCUGCUUCCUCGUGCCGGUAGUGGUAUAGAGGCAGGCCGAGCGCCGGCGGAACUCAGUGCCGGCACGACCGUCGAACCAGCCGCAGCCGGUGGAGCGUCCGCUGCUCACCUGGUGGGGGAACGACAGAGGAAAGUGGUUACAGUCGCGCCGCCGCAGUCGCAGCAACGUGCGGUCAACAGAACGUCGCUGGUGCAGCUGACCAGCGUAAACAAGACCGGGCCGAGGUCAACGAAGCCGACGGAACCGAGUCACCGAGGCGCCGUCCGCUGGAAUCACACUAAAGUUAGAAAUACGGAUUUGGAGGGGUUUAACGACAGGAGGUUUCUCAGGAAGUCGGCCAGCGCGGUGCUCAAUCAACGAAUUGGAGCAAGUCCCGAAGAGGAAGCUGUGCCCCCGGUAAUAGGCAAGAGACGAAGGUUGACAAAUGGACAGACAGUAUCCAAUAGAAGAGUUAAAGGGACGAGCAAGAUCGUAGAAGAGAAUUUAAGUAAAGUGAAUGAGUCUGGAUCUUAUUUGGUCGGCGAUAAGAAAAAUUUGGAGAAGAAGAAUGUAGAGGAUGUGGUGGAGGAUCGAGGAUUUAGGUUAGCAAAAGUUGAUAUGAAUCGAACAAGUACCAUUUUGGAAAAUAUGACGCCGGAAAGCGUAACAAUGCAGCAGAAAAUUUCGCCUACUACGAUCUCGUUUGCUCCCUCUGUGGAAGAAACGAUCGAUUGUACUACUCCUCAGACACCUGUGAAUACCACGGAGGAAGAUGAAAACAAUGUGACAGAAGUGGCCACUUCACCAAGUGGAAAUACGAACGUUGAUACCAAAGACGAAAAUACCGAGUUUGGAGGUGAAAACGAGAGUGUCCCUACUAGUAAUGGUAACGCGUCCGAUAGGAACGACGAGAGUGGUGCGGAUAAUGGUAAUGAUAACGGAAGUGGUUCGCCGACCGUGACAGUGACCGCGACGGCCGACGAAACGAUCGUGCCCAAAGAAACGAGUACCACGCCGAUGUCGGCGCCAGUUUUUCCGGUUACACCCAGAAUAAUCACGGAAGCGAGUCGAGCGUCGGUCGAGAAAGAAACUUUCACCUUGAAGCCAACGGACUCCGCUAUGACGAAUAUCAAAACGACUGAACUGGAUAAACCCAGAACGUCUAACCUACAUCCUUCGGAGAUCCAAAAGAUGUACAGGUCGAAAGACACCACUGUAACUACGACUACAACUGGUGCACCAACUUCGUUCACUACGACGGAAGCUCCGACCACUACGAUAACCACGGUUCAAAUAGAAAUUUCUACUAUUCCCGAAAACCAAAGUACAAUUUCUGAUUCGAAAAUACCGAGUUCGGAAGUGAAACCUGACCCGUUUUCAGAUUCGACUUUACAAGGAGUAAAGUCAGAAAUAUCCACAAAUCCGUCGACAGAAACUGGAAAGCGAGCGUCUGGUGAAAGGUCACCUGAAGUUAGAGGCCGAAACCUGUCUGAUAAAUCUCAGGACGUACCAUCUGACAAAGACGACGUGCUACCUAUAAUGCAUCUAUACAACACUUCAGACAUCUUCAACAACUCUGGUCCCGUGAACUCGUUCUCCCGCAGUAUGGAACGACGAGCGGAACUUCCGGUGAGCACGAAGCAACCGGAGACUUCGAGAACGACCGAGAAAGCUAACGACACGAUUACUCUGAAAAGUGCUACGAACGAAACGAAUUCUAUCCGCGUCCCAGAAAGCACAAGGAAGGAUAAACAGGAAGAAAAUCGUGAUACGACCACGCAGGUUCCACCGACGGGUCCAGGUAGAGGAUCCACGAGCGGAAGUAGUAACAAUCGAACGAAACACAGGCCAAUUUAUCACCACACUAUCCUGCCGGAAUACAACACCUCAGUGUAUUCCAACGAACUGAAUAGGACGUUCUUUGAAAGUGGAUUGAUAUCGGUUAGUCCAAGGGAAUCGGUGAAUAUCAGUGAAGUGAUAUCGAAGAGACACGACGGAGAUGCCAUUGCAUCGCAGGAGACUGUAGCUGUGGUGAGCUAUAUCCUGGCGACACUGGUCGUCUUUCCAAUCGCCGUUGGCGUUGGCCUAAUUCUAAGAAGACUGAUACUUAGGAAUCGUAAGGUACUGGAGGAGUCGGACACAUCGUCGGAAAUAAGCUGCCGGAAAGACGCGCUGAAUCUUGAAAAUGGUGACUUCAAAACAUCCAUCGAGAAGGCGAUCACGAAGCUUCCGAGGAUACAACACUUGUGUCACGAAGCAGAGAAACCACCGCCUCCGUCGUCACAAGAAUCCAGAUGGGAGUUUCCUAGAGAUAAGCUUAGGUUACAGACGGUCCUCGGCCAAGGAAACUUCGGCCAGGUCUGGAAGGCUGAAGCCGACGAUUUGACUGGUCAUCAAGGAACGACCCGGUUAGUAGCCGUCAAAACCGUCAAAGAAGGUGCUUCCGAACGAGAGAAGGAGGAUCUGGUUCGAGAACUCGAAAUCAUGCAGCAACUUGGCAGCCAUCCGAACGUCGUAACUCUUCUAGGUUGCUGUACAGAACAAGAGCCUCAUUAUCUUAUACUCGAGUACGUGAUGUACGGGAAAUUGUUGGCGUACCUGCGUGAUCACCGCACCAGGCAGGAUUUCUACAAUUUCAGUGAGGACUCGGCCGCGCUCACCUCUAGGGAUCUCACUGUUUUUGGAUACUGCGUGGCAAGAGGUAUGGAGUAUCUUGCGUCAAAAAAGAUCAUCCACCGUGAUCUUGCCGCGAGGAACGUGCUAGUGGACCAUAAUAAGCUGUGCAAGAUCGCCGACUUUGGUAUGUCCAGAUUUGCGAAUGAAGAUGGGGAAGUGAUCGAGACGAGACACGGCAGAAACGCGUUGCCAAUAAGGUGGAUGGCGCCCGAAUCAUUGAUCUACUCGCUAUUCACCACUAAGACCGACGUUUGGAGUUUCGGGAUCUUGAUGUGGGAGAUCGUCACCCUGGGUUCGACACCGUACCCGGACAUGACGGCACGAGAAGUGAUGCGAAACGUGCAGAACAGUUAUAGGCUGGAGAGACCUUCGCAUUGUCGAAGCGAGCUGUUCAGGGUGAUAUCCCGAUGUUGGCAGGCUGAUCCAGACCGCAGGCCGGAGUUCCAGACUCUAAGGAGGGAUCUGGCGCAGUUACUCGAGGACAAUAUGAACGGACAUUACGUAGAUCUCGAGAGCUUCGCCUCAGAAUGCACUGAUUGAGCAUCAUCCAAUAGAGAUUCAUUGGAAAUCGUUUCACUGUCGUAUGCUCGUCUUUGACACAUACGAUCGAGCAUUCUGGACCAUCGGUUCAUGAACAUGAUUGUUUCGUGUUCAAUAAUCGAUCCUCUGUCUUGAACAGGUGAACAAUCUCAAGUUCGUGAAAUUUUGAUCGUAAGUUUGGUUGUGUCGAUUCAUUCGAACGCAUGAAUGUGAAUGGAAUGUGAUGCUUCUCUUUGUAUGAGGUAAUCUGCGCGGUUUUGCGAAGGUGGUCGAGAGAGAUUUUUUGCCUCAACAUGGAACUAGUAAUGCGUGAGUGAGAUACGAGCAGUUCUUUCUUUAACGCCUUGAAAUUUGUGAAUUCGUAAAAAUUCCAAGUAUCUGUUGCGAGAUGUGGAAAUCAGAAUCCGUCCAUAUAUGAUUCUAAUUUUUUAUGUCAAUUGUAUGUACUUAGGAUAAACAAAUCUAUGAAAAGAAAGUAAUUUUCGAAGCGUAUACGGAAUAUGUAUAUAUUAAGGAACAACUUCGAUAAUAUUGUAUCUUGUUCUUGAAACGUUUUGAUACGGAUGCAUACGGGUUUCAGAAAAAAAAGUGCUGAUAUGUUAUGAGACUCGUAAAAGGCGAAGAAUAUUUUGCAUCGAACGUAAAAUUAUGGAAAGACAAUCGAUAGCAUAUGUGUGUGAGAGUGAUUUUAUCGUUGAAACGAAGACGAAAUUGCGAAUUAUGAGACGAGAAGGAUGAUUUAACAAUGCAAAUACGAUGGUAAAGUAACGUGCAGUAUGUACAGUUAAGGAUAAUAGACGUUCUUUACUAUUUCUUUCUUUCAACGCGGAGAAGAUGUCUAAGAUUCUCUUAAGUAUUUCGUUUAGUAUUACUACACUAUGUCUAGCGUUAUUUCCUUCAAUUAAUGCGCCAGUCGUCGAAAGUUCGUUCAUAUCGGUGUUUUUCGUUCAACAUAAUAUAAUAAAAUAACAAUAUUAUAACAAUAUUCAAACACGCACAAGAAAAAAACGAAGGAGUAAGGUGAUAGAGAAACUUCCAUACUGUUUAACUUUGCUCACAUUUAACAAAAACUUGUUGAAAUAAAAAACUCCGAUAUGUAAACGAUCAAUUACGCAACCCAUCGCAUAAAUCUCAUGACAACACAAAACGAUCGACGUUCCAGUUGUCUAAUGUAUUUCUCUCACUUAUAAUCAUUGUACAUAAACUCGCAUUAUUAUAAACGCGUCGUGUCAAUCAAAAAAAAAGAAAAAAAAAAUUGAAAAAACAGAGCAAUUUUUCUUGAUCGUCUCACCGUAGUUAUAUCGAGGAUUAUUGUAAUAAUUAUUAUUAUUAUCCGUAUCAUUAUUAACGAAUUGUUAUUAAACACGUACGUUUAUAAGUUUCCAAUCGUCGAUUAAUAUUCUUAAUCAUUCUAGUCUUUCUUAAUGCGUAUGGGGUGGCGAUUGGUCCUGAAUUAAGCACAGAAAUCGCGUGUAAAUUUAUUAUUCUGGAUUGUGAUAUCUUCGUACGUUUUUUUUUCUUCUUUUUAUAUGAUAUGUACAUUACGAGAACUUCCUUUUAGAGCUGAUUAAAGCCCCAUCAUUGUCGGUUGAUUGUUUUAUUAAGUUUUGUACGUUAAAACGGAACAUCGACUCAUCUCUUCGAGAAUCCCGACCUCGCUUCCAUAAUAUCGAAGAGAAGCGAAUCUGUCAAUUUUUUUAAACGUUAUCGUAACGUUACUCUUUGCGUAGUUUUGCGGUCCGAUCACAUAUAUACAUACUCUUUUCCUAUUUUUUUUUUGCCUGCCGUUCUCUGUUACCCCCGCCCCCAAAAAAAUGCAAAUUAUUGUAUGUAAACUCAACUACUGUAAGAAGAUUUUUUUGUCAGUAAACGUUGUCGUAAAUUCA